Molecule: messenger RNA, 1092 nt
Organism: Vigna umbellata (rice bean)
Lineage: Eukaryota; Viridiplantae; Streptophyta; Magnoliopsida; Fabales; Fabaceae
Product: methylsterol monooxygenase 2-2-like
Biological process (GO): lipid biosynthetic process
Molecular function (GO): iron ion binding; oxidoreductase activity
Source: RefSeq, a predicted model, not a curated record
CACACUGGUUGGUCAUACUGCAGUUUUAUAUUAGUUUUUAUGUGUUGCUCAUCACACUAAACACUCACAUUUCACAAGUUGUUUUCUACCUGCUACAAUCCAUGGCUUCCGUAGUUCAAUCUUCUUGGCAGUUUUUGAUCACACAUUUUAGCGAAUUUCAAUUGGCCUGUCUGGGUACUUUCUUUCUGCAUGAAGGUGUUUUCUUUUUGUCUGGACUUCCUUGUAUGAUGUUGGAAAGGUCAAGGUGGCUCAGCAAGUAUAAGAUUCAGGCAAAAAAUAAUAGCCCUGCAGCUCAGAAAAAAUGUAUCAGUGGUUUAAUGCUGUACCAUUUUGGUGUCAAUCUACCUGUUAUGAUCAUUUCUUAUCCUUUACUUAAGCGCAUGGGUAUGCAGAUCAGUCUUCCAUUGCCAUCUUGGAAAAUCAUUUUAACCCAAAUAAUCUUCUACUUCAUAUUGGAGGAUUUUGUAUUCUACUGGGGACACAGGAUAUUGCAUACCAAAUGGUUGUACAAAAAUGUGCACAGUGUUCACCAUGAAUAUGCUACACCAUUUGGACUUACUUCUGAAUAUGCUCAUCCUGCUGAGAUACUUUUUCUUGGAUUUGCUACCAUUAUUGGUCCUGUUCUCACUGGUCCUCACUUAAUGACUCUCUGGACAUGGAUGAGUUUGAGAGUCCUGGAGACAGUUGAGGUGCAUUGUGGCUACCAUUUUCCAUGGAGUCUUUCAAAUUUCAUUCCAUUAUAUGGGGGAGCUGAUUUCCAUGACUAUCAUCACCGGUUGCUGUAUACCAAAUCUGGAAACUACUCCUCAACCUUUACAUACAUGGACUGGAUUUUCGGAACUGAUACAGGGUACAAAAACUUGAAGGCAUCCAAGAAAGCAGAAGCUGAAAGCAGUAGCCAUCAAAAGAAACAGCAUUGAGGUACAAAUGUUCUUGGGAGUAUGCAGAAAGUGUUGAUAUCCAACUAAAGGCAUAAUAUCAUUGUCAUACUGUACUUGGUUUUUUGCUGUUCUGGUGUGCAUAGUUCAAAGGUUUUCUUUCAAGACAUAUAACUUGUUUUUCAGACCAAUAUAAUAAAGUCAUUGUCUUCAA